AUCCUCCUCCUCCUGCCCAGCAGAGACUGAGGAGGGAGCCCUGCCAGGCAGACAUGGCCAGGGUGGCAGCAAGGCUGUGCCAAGACAGAGCAGCCCCAGAGGGGCUGGGCUCCUACGGGAAGGCAGUCAGGUAUUUGAACCAGGACUACGAGGUCCUGAAGCAGCGGUGCCUUCAGGCUGGUGCUCUCUUCAAGGAUGAGGAGUUCCCAGCCUGUCCCUCUGCGCUGGGCUACUGUGACCUGGGACCCUACUCCUUCAAGACCCAGGGGAUAAUCUGGAAGCGCCCCACGGAGUUAUGCUCAAACCCUCAGUUUAUAGUUGGAGGAGCUACUCGAACAGAUGUCUGCCAAGGAGAGCUGGGUGAUUGCUGGCUGCUGGCUGCCAUUGCAUCUCUGACUUUGAAUCCAGAUGUUCUGUACCGUGUUGUUCCCAAAGCUCAAAGUUUCCAGGAGGACUAUGCUGGCAUCUUUCAUUUCCAGUUCUGGCAGUACGGGGAGUGGGUGGAUGUCGUGGUGGAUGACCGGCUGCCUACCAAGAAUGGGAAGCUGCUCUUUGUGCACUCGGAGGAAGGCAACGAAUUCUGGAGCGCACUGCUGGAGAAGGCCUAUGCCAAGCUAAACGGCUCUUACGAAGCUCUCACUGGAGGGUCCACUAUAGAAGGGUUUGAGGACUUUACUGGAGGCAUCUCUGAGUCCUAUAAUCUGAAGAGGGCUCCUUCAAACUUGUACCAAAUCAUCCAGAAGGCUCUGAGAGCUGGGUCACUUCUUGGCUGUUCCAUUGAUGUAACUCGUGCAUCUGAAACAGAAGCAAUCACAAGUCUGAAGCUGGUAAAGGGACACGCUUAUUCUGUCACUGGGGCAGAGGAGGUACAUUACCGAGGAUGGCCAGAGAAACUUGUGAGGCUUAGAAAUCCCUGGGGUGAAGUGGAAUGGACUGGAGCCUGGAGCGAUAAUGCUCCUGAAUGGAACUAUAUUGAUCCCAAACAAAAGCAGGCUCUGGAUAAGCAAAUAGAUGAUGGAGAGUUUUGGAUGGCGUUUUCUGAUUUUCAAAGGCAGUUCACACGACUGGAGAUCUGUAAUUUGACUCCCGACACACUGACAGGCAACCAAGUCAACAAAUGGGACCUGACCAUGUUCAAUGGACAGUGGAGACGGGGUUCAACUGCUGGGGGUUGCCAGAACUACCCAGCAACAUACUGGAUCAAUCCCCAGUUUAAAAUCCGUCUGGAUGAACCAGAUGAUGACCAUGACGGGAGUUUAAAUGAACCAUGCUGUACUAUACUGGUGGGCUUGAUGCAGAAGAACCGCAGGAGGCAGAAGAAAAUGGGAGAAGGUCUACUUAGUAUUGGUUAUUCACUCUAUCAGAUUCCUCAGGAGCUGGAAAAUAGCACAGAUAUUCAUCUGAACCGUGCUUUCUUCGCAAGGAACCAACCAAUAGCCCAGUCUGGGACUUAUGUCAACCUACGUGAGGUCUCCAGCCGUAUUAAAUUGCCCAAGGGGGAGUACCUCAUUGUGCCAUCCACAUUUGAACCUUACAAAAAUGGAGAGUUCUGCCUUCGAGUUUUUUCUGAGAAACAGGCUAAAACUCAGAUGAUUGGUGAUAUGGUGGCUGCAAAACCAUAUGAGCCUCAUGUCGAUAACAAAGAUAUAGAUGAUGAGUUCAAGACUCUGUUUCAAAAACUCUCUGGAGAGGACUGCGAAGUGACUGCAAUUGAACUUCAAACUAUUCUAAAUAGAGUUUUGGCGAAGAGAAAGGAUAUUAAAAGUGAUGGAUUCAACAUUAAUACUUGCAGGGAGAUGAUCAGCCUUUUAGAUACUAAUGGGACUGGCUCCUUGGGACUUAUAGAAUUCAAGACUCUUUGGAUGAAGAUUCAAAAGUAUUUGGCAAUCUAUAAGAAGGUGGACAGUGACUACUCCGGUACCAUCGAUGCCCACGAGAUGCAAAAUGCCCUCAGAGAGGCAGGUUUCACACUCAACAGUCAGGUGCAGCACAGCAUUGCCAUCCGCUAUGCCUGCAGCAAGCUGACCAUUGACUUUGAUGGUUUUGUGGCCUGUAUGAUCCGCUUAGAGACCCUGUUCAAACUCUUCCGUCUCCUAGAUAAAGAAAAGAGUGGUGUUGUCCAGCUCUCUUUAACAGAGUGGCUGUGCUGCACUUUGGUUUGAACUACGAUCAAUGAAUUCAGCAGAGACCUCUGAAUGCAACAUCGCUACUUUGACUUCUUCUUGUUAUGGAAAGCAGAGACAGAAACUUGUUUUUUAUUACUGGCAAGUUAUUUCUAAGCCCAUUAAAAAUGAAGUGAUCUCCUGUCAGUUAGAAAGUAAAUACACUCUUGAACGAAAACCCAAACCAAUAAAUAAAACAAACCUAAUCCUAA
Molecule: messenger RNA, 2374 nt
Organism: Anas platyrhynchos (mallard)
Lineage: Eukaryota; Metazoa; Chordata; Aves; Anseriformes; Anatidae
Gene: CAPN8
Product: calpain 8
Biological process (GO): proteolysis
Cellular component (GO): cytoplasm
Molecular function (GO): calcium-dependent cysteine-type endopeptidase activity; calcium ion binding
Source: RefSeq, a predicted model, not a curated record